AUGGCACCAUACUUUAGCUCUACGCCGAAAUCGUAUUACAGCGAUUCCUUAUUUUUCCUGUCGUACGGUCUGCAUCGCAUCCCGGAUUAGAGAAUAGAACGGGCUGUUUUAUUGGGCUGUGAUAUAGCCUUCAAGGCAGAUGUACGUCUCCUUUUUGCUGAAUUUGAACGUCUCUCCAAAGAAAUUCUUUUCGGCUUAGCGCCGGAGCUAACUCCAGUCUGUCGUCAUAUUUUAUAUCGGUAUAGAGCAAAUUUUCCCAACACGGACUUCGGUAGCCCUUUCUACAUGUCACCAAAUGAACUAUAUAACUUACUUUCUGCUAAGACCCAUACCUAUAAAAUGCGAAAAUCUGAAAAACAUCUGCGACGUGGUUAUCCGGGUCCCAAUUCCGGAGUUGUGCUGCUACACCUCACUGCUAUACGUCACGGCCGGCUUUUUCAAGACAAACUGCAAGAAACUGCCUUACGUAAAUUGACAUCGAAGUAUAUGUUUAAAGGUCACUGGGGCGAUCAAGACUUUUUCACUUUAUUGGGCUACGAAUUUCCGAAUCUGAUUUAUUGUCUGGAUUGCGUAUGGAAUCGUCAAUUGUGUACAUGGAUAGAUCAUGGCUAUAGUGAUGGCUUUGAUAAAUAUUUCACUUGCAAAGGACGUAUGAAAACGUAUCAUGGCAAUUGUAAUGCUCGCGUACCCGUGUAA
Molecule: messenger RNA, 696 nt
Organism: Glossina fuscipes
Lineage: Eukaryota; Metazoa; Arthropoda; Insecta; Diptera; Glossinidae
Product: xyloside xylosyltransferase 1-like
Exons: 1
Molecular function (GO): UDP-xylosyltransferase activity
Source: RefSeq, a predicted model, not a curated record